UCGUCGAUGUAGUCCACUUCCUGUUUCUCUGCCCUGGUUUCGCCUGAUCAGCUGCAUCAGCCCUCGCCAUCCGACGAAGACACCAUGUCACAUCAAACGGGCAUUGAAGCGGGAAAUGAUGUGAAGGAUAUCUUCGCCAGUGCCAGGAGUGGGGACCAAUAUCGAGCCCUAAAGAUCGUGAUUGAGGAUGAGCAGCUGACCCUAGGCUCCACCAGGAAAGCAUCAAAGAAGUGGGACCAGGAGUAUGAUAGCGUAGUGCUGACCCUCCUUGAGGAAGCCAUGCCCUGCUAUAUUCUGUACCGGCUGGACUCCACUAACAACCAGGGCUACGAGUGGCUCUUCCUGGCCUGGUCACCAGACAACUCACCUGUGCGACAUAAGAUGUUAUACGCUGCUACUAGAGCCACACUGAAGAAAGAGUUCGGAGGCGGACACAUCAAGGACGAGAUCUUCGCUACCGCAAAGGAGGACUUGACUCUCAGCGGAUACAGGAAACAUCUGACCUCGCUGGCUGCUCCCCUACCUCUCACUGCUGCAGAGGAGGAACUGAGGCAGAUUAAACUGAAUGAGGUGCAGACAGACAUCGGUGUGGACACCAAACAUGCGACUCUGCAGGGAGUGGCUUUCCCCAUGCACAAAGAUGCUGUCGCAGCACUCCAACGCUAUAGGGACGGAAAACACAACUACGUACAACUGGAAGUGGACGCUGAACAGGAGCUGAUUCGGCUGUGCAACACUGAGCCAACAGAGUUGAAAGACCUGCCAAUGAGAAUCUCCAAAGUAUCUCCACGUUACCACUUCUUCCUCUACAAACAUUCCCAUGAAGGCGACUACUUGGAGUCCACAGUCUUCAUUUAUUCUAUGCCCGGGUACAAGUGUAGCAUCAAAGAGAGGAUGCUGUAUUCCAGCUGCAAAAAUCCCCUGGUCGACAUGGUGGAAAGAAAUCUCCAGAUUGAGAUUGAGAAAAAGUUGGAGAUCGACGACGGGGACGAGCUGACCAGUGAUUUCCUGUAUGAGGAGGUGCAUCCCAAGCAGCAUGCACACAAGCAGGCCUUCGCCAAGCCCAAAGGGCCCACGGGGAAGAGGGGAUACCGCCGCCUCACCCGACCACCCGCAGAGGGAGAGGGGGAAGAUUAAACAGACCUCAGCAGCCAGGCCACCACCUCCACUCUGAGCACGUUCCACAGUGGAGCAUUCCUGUGAUGGGGGGGAGGGGGAAAUCAUAUUUUCACGCUUGUUUAAAAGAAUAAGACAACAUUCAAAAUUCCCGCAAAGUUCACCUAGAGAUCCAACUAUGCACGCCAAGGACAACUGAGCAAUGACACACGGCAGAGUCUCCAUUUGUAGCUUGCCAAAUGGAAGCGUAUUAAUGUGUGUUUAGCACAGUCACCAUAAUGAAUUAACAGGGAUUCAAAUCGGCUCGGGAAGAGAGAAAAAAAAAAAAAA
This is a messenger RNA of Labrus bergylta (ballan wrasse), 1446 nucleotides long. RefSeq names its product twinfilin actin-binding protein 1a (gene twf1a). Gene Ontology annotation, biological process: positive regulation of neuron projection development; regulation of lamellipodium assembly; actin filament depolymerization. Gene Ontology annotation, cellular component: myofibril; actin filament; cytoplasm. Lineage: Eukaryota; Metazoa; Chordata; Actinopteri; Labriformes; Labridae. Gene Ontology annotation, molecular function: actin monomer binding; actin filament binding. The record is from RefSeq and is a predicted model, not a curated record.